This is a messenger RNA of Thermothielavioides terrestris NRRL 8126, 6279 nucleotides long. RefSeq lists its product as uncharacterized. The record is from RefSeq and is a predicted model, not a curated record. The transcript is spliced from 4 exons. Bases 1 to 6279 code for a protein of 2092 amino acids. NCBI's taxonomy places the organism in Eukaryota, Fungi, Ascomycota, Sordariomycetes, Sordariales, Chaetomiaceae. Gene Ontology annotation, molecular function: fatty acid synthase activity; serine-type peptidase activity; phosphopantetheine binding. Gene Ontology annotation, biological process: fatty acid biosynthetic process; secondary metabolite biosynthetic process; proteolysis.
AUGAUCCAGUCAGGGAACACUCUCCCGGCCCGUGCCGGGGCCGCACGGGCAGAUGGAUCGUUGGAUGAAGCAACGGCUGUCGCCGUGAUCGGCAUGGCCUGUCGCUUUCCCGACGCCGACUCGAUCGAGGAAUUUUGGGAAUUGCUCAGCGCCGGCAAGUCGGCCGUGCGGGCGCUCCCCACGCAUCGCUUCAAGCCGUCGGACUUGACCCGCGAGCCCAGGGACGCCGGCUACCACGGCAACUUUCUCCGAAACCCCGACCAUUACGAUCACCGCUUCUUCGGCAUGUCGGGUCGCGAGGCGAAGAACAUGGACCCUCAGCAGCGGCUGGUCUUGCAGGUGGCGUACGAGACUCUGGAGUCGGCCGGAUACUUUGGCGUUAACACGCCGCACGCCGAGCGCGACGUCGGCUGCUACUUGGGCGUAGGCGCCGUCGAUUACCAAGACAAUGUAGCAUCCCACGACGCCAAUGCUUUCUCAGCCUUGGGGACGCUCCGCGCCUUUGUCAGCGGCCGCAUCAGCCAUUACUUUGGAUGGAGCGGCCCUUCAAUAACGUACGAUACGGCCUGCUCAUCGGGUGCUGUGGCCAUCCACUCCGCCGUCAACGCCAUCCGAAGCGGCGAAUGUGCAAUGGCCCUGGCAGGUGGCGUCAACGUCAUUACGAGCCCGGCCCUGUGGCAGAAUCUGGCGGCAGCCUCCUUUCUCAGUCCGACGGGCGCUUCCAGGGCCUUCGACGCCAGCGCCGACGGGUACUGCCGGGGCGAAGGGGCUGGCCUCGUGCUGCUCAAGCCCCUUUCGCGGGCAACCGCCGACGGCGACGCGAUCCUGGCCGUCAUUACCGGCUCCGCCGUCAACCAGGGCGCAAACUGCACGCCCAUCACCGUCCCCCACUCGGACUCACAGAGCGCCUUGUACAAGAAGGCCCUGUCCCAGGCGGGCACCGAUCCCCAAGACGUGACGUUUGUCGAGGCGCACGGUACAGGCACGCCGGUGGGUGACCCCAUCGAGGUCGAGAGCAUCCGUAAGACCUUCGGAGGGCCCAAUCGCGUGCACGAGCUGUUCCUGGGCUCGGUCAAGGACAACAUCGGACACACCGAAGCGGCCUCGGGCGCUGCGGCCCUGAUCAAGACCGUCUUGAUGAUGCAAAAGCGAGCCGUGCCCAAGCAGGCCAACUUCAAGCGGCUCAACCCCAAGAUCCCUGCUCUUGAACCGGACCGCAUAACCAUCCCCACGGCGACGCAACCGUGGACCAUUCCCCGACCCAUCGCCCUCGUCAACAACUACGGCGCCGCCGGCAGCAACGCCGCUCUCGUUGUGCAGUACCAUGGUGCCCCCGCCGUUGCUAGCCUUGGCUUGCGCAACGCUGCGCUGCCUUUCUUCAUCUCAGCCAAGACGCCCGAGAGCCUGCUCGGGUACUGCACCGUGCUGAAAGCCGCCGUUUCCAGGAUGCAAAAAGGCCACGCGUCGCUCGCUUAUAACCUCUCGGUGAAGCAGAACCGCAGCUUCGACUACAACUACACCUUCAUUGCAUCGUCGCUCGACCAGGUGGCAGCCGCCCUGGACCGGGCUCAGGUGACCCGCGUGGAAGCAAAGCGAAGCGUCGUGCUCUGUCUCGGCGACCAAGACGGUCGGGCCGUCGGGCUCGACGAGGCCUUGUUCCAGAACAGCAAGCUGCUGCAAAAACACCUCGGCGACUGUGAACGGGCCUGCCAAGCGCUGCGUCUUCCCAGCCUAUUUCCCGCCAUCUUCGGCCCGGCGCCAGCCCAAGACCUGGUCACCCUGCACAGCCGCCUCUUCUCGCUGCAGUACUCGAGCGCAAAGGCAUGGCUGGACUGCGGUCUCACAGUCGACACUAUCGUCGGUCAAGGCUUCGGCCUACUCACUGCCCUGGCCGUCGCCGGCGUCCUUUCGGUACCGGACGCGCUGCGGUUUAUCUCGUCGCGCGCUCGUCUGAUCCAAUCUUCCCUGGGCCAGGACUCGGGCGCCGCGUUGACCGGGCAGGGCAACCAGUGGCUUGGAAGCGGCCUUCUGGAGAGCAUCGCUCCCGGCCUGCGCCAAGUGGCAGCCACUCUGGAGUACAGGCAGCCCUCUAUUCCCAUCGAGGCUCCCUCCAUGGUAGACGCCGAGACCCUGGUUCAAUACAGCCGAAUGUCCGAUCACUUCGAGGACGCAAUUCAGAGAAUCGUGAGGCGGCUGGGACCGUGCGUGUUCCUCGAGGCCGGCUCGGCGUCGCCCAUAGUUUCCCUGGCGCAAAGGGCGUUGGCGACGAAUGCCGACGGCAAGCAUCUCUUCCAAUCCAUCGACAUCAGGUCACCGGGGGCUGGUGUCAGGCUGGCGGAGGCCGUGGCUAGAUUGUGGGCGGCCGGAGUCAGGGUCCAGUACUGGCCCUUCCACCGGAUUCAAAAGAACGACUUUUCAUGGAUCAAUCUGCCGCCGUACCAGUUCCAGAAGAACUCGUUCUGGAUUGACUAUGUUGCGCCCAAAACGGCCUCGACGUUGGGCACAGCGCCUACCACACCGCUCUUAGAGCCUUUUGAGAGCGGAGAGGAAGGGGCCGUCACCUUCCUCCUCCACACCACGCACGAAGUGUUCAGGCACUGUACCCAAGGCCACGCAGUGCUGGGUCAGAGCCUGUGCCCGGCGUCCAUGUACGUCGAGACGGCGCUCCGUGCGGCAGAGCUGCUCCGCGAAAGUCCCGUUCAAUCAUCUGCGUCGGUGAAAGACCUCCGCAUCUCGUCGCCCCUGACGGUGGGCACGACCCGGACGGUGCUGGUGCAGCUGACGCCCAAGAGCAGCGUGGAAUGGGCCUUUACGGUUUUGAGUCGUGCUCAGCCAGACGCCACAGCAUCGAUCGAGCACGCUUCCGGCGUCAUCGACGUGGGGCCUGAUCCGCGGCGCGUUCAGUUCCUGCGGCGCCUGGUUGGUCCCGCCAAGUGCGAUGAGCUUGCUCACUCCAGCGGCGUCAAGUCGCUCAGCGGCGCCGACAUCUACCAGGUCUUCGGCCAGGUUGUCGACUAUGCGUCUUACUACCGAGGAGUUGAUCGGAUCGUCUCCAAAGUCAGCGAGGCCGCGGCCAAGGUCCGGGCACCCGCACGUCACCCCAUCAUGAACGAGGCCAGCUGCGACCCCAUCACACUCGACAACUUCUUGCAGGUUGCGGGAAUUCACGUCAACUGUCUCUCGGAGAGGAGCGCCAACGAGGUGUUUGUCUGCACAGAACUCGGCGAGCUGUUCCUCACUGACGGCUUCUUGGCGAACCGGCGAGAGGCGCGACUCUACAAGGUGUAUUCCUCCUCCACCACUCAGACCGCCAAGUCAAUCGUCAACGACAUCUUGAUUUUUGACUCUGAGACCGGCGACCUGGUUGUCGUGUUUUCGGGUGCUAUUUUCCAGGCCGUUUCCACCAAAUCUCUGGAAAAGACGCUGAGGAAGCUGAACAGUGACGUCGACUCCACCGAGUUGUCCGAAGAGCAUUCUGUUCCCAGCGCGCCUGACGUGGUGGAUUCCAAGCCUCAGCAAGACCAGGAGCUCGCACAACCUACGGUCAAUGGGAUUUCCACGGCCACUGUCGAGCCUGAAGAUGGCAGCGCGCUGCCCCGGGUCUGCGAGCUGUUCAGCCAGGUCAUCGAGAUUCCCAUCGAGGAUGUCAAGCCAACUUCAUCCCUGGAGGAACUCGGAGUUGAUUCGCUUAUGAGCACUGAGGUCUUGAACGAGAUCAAGAAACAGUUCCACGUGGUGAUCCCGGCCGACGUAUUCCUCUCCCUGGGCGACAUCCAGUCAGUUGCCCAGUUCCUCAGCCAUCGUGGGCCUCCUGUGGCCACAGCGCAGCAGAAGCCUCAACCGCGAUUGUCGGGAACUAGCCAAACUGUGAAUGGUUCAGCCCAGAACCCAGCUCCCGCUGCCGAGACUAGGCAUAUUCCGACCUACGAGGCCGUGGUCGACGAGCCUCUAGUUAACCCUAGCAUUGUCUCCUCAAACGCCCCCGAGAUCUUGGCCAACAGCGAGACGAAGUCCGGCAUCAGCAUCUUGAGCGAAGAGCUUCCCGACCUCCCCGAUGUUCUGGCCGCCGCGCUACGCUGUCAAGCCUCCGGUGCCGAGCCUAAGUCCUUCGCUGCAAUCGCCCACAGCAGCUUCGUACAGGUCCAAAGAGACAUUGAGCCUAUCCAAGAACAGCUCAAGUUUGCUGGGUUCUACUCUGCAGUCUACCCAGCCCAGAUGGAGUUGAUUGUCCGAUACAUCGUCGAAGCGUUUGGCGCCAUGGGCUGCUCACUGGACGCACUCAAGCCGGGCGACCGCGUCCCCGACAUCUCUGUGCUUGCCCAACACGGCAAGGUCAAGCGCCAGCUCUACCACAUUCUUGAGGUGGAGGGCAUCGUCGAACAAGACGCGGCGGGCGGUUUCAUCAGGACAGCAACCGCGGUUCCAGGACGCCCCUCUGAACAGCUCCUGCAAGAGAUCCUGGCAAAGUUUCCGCAACACACAUUCGAGUACAAGCUGCUGGCCUCGACGGGCUCGAAGCUGGCCGAGUGUUUGACUGGCAGGGCCAAUCCCUUGGAGAUUCUCUUUGGCAGCGCCCAGGCCAGGACGCUGAUGGAGGACGUCUACACGUACGCGCCCAUGUUGGAGGCCGGCACCGUGAACCUGGGCCGCUACCUCGUCAAGGUGUUUGAGAACUUCACGGAGAGCCGCCCAAUCCGCAUCCUCGAGAUUGGCGCCGGCACCGGCGGAACGACCAAGCACCUGAUCGAGCAGUUGGUUGCGACGCGCAAGAGAUUCGAGUACACCUUUUCCGAUCUCUCUUCGUCCCUGGUCGCGGCCGCGAAGAAGAAGUUCGCGCAACACGACUUCAUGCGGUACGCCAUCUUCAACGUCGAGCAGGAACCCACCUCCCAGUUUGCCCACCAGUACGACAUCAUCAUUUCGAGCAACUGCAUCCACGCCACCAAGAAUCUGACACAGACCUGUUCCAACAUUAACAAGUGUCUCCAGCCGGAUGGCGUGCUCUGCCUGGUUGAGCUGACCCGCAAUUUGUACUGGUUCGACCUCGUUUUUGGCCUGCUGGAGGGCUGGUGGCUCUUUGACGACGGCCGCCGACAUGCUUUGGCAGACGAGGGCCUUUGGCGGAAGAAUCUGAUCCAAGCGGGCUUUCGCUGGAUUGACUGGACCGUCGGCACUUCACGCGAGUCCAACGUCCUGCGCGUCAUCACGGCCUCACCCGCCCAGGUCGAGGGUGCCAGCGAACCGGUCACCAUGGAGACGGUCACGUUCAAGCAAGAAGGUAGCGUCGCGCUUCAGGCAGACCUGUACUAUCCACAGGAGUCCGGCAACGGCAACAAGGCCCGACCGAUCGCCCUCAUGAUUCACGGCGGUGGUCAUGUCAUGUUGUCUCGCCGCGACAUUCGUCCUCCGCAGACCGAAAUGCUUCUUGCAGCGGGCUUCCUCCCUGUCAGCGUCGACUACCGCCUGGCACCGGAAGUUACCUUGGUCGAUGGCCCAAUGCGGGACGUCUGCGACGCGCUGGCCUGGGCACGGGAUACUCUGCCUCAUCUGUCGCUCAAACGCCCGGACAUUCGCGCGGACGGCACCCAGGUCGUCGCCGUGGGCUGGUCCACGGGCGGCCACCUUGCGCUCACGCUGGGCUUCACUGCGCCGGCGCGGGGCAUUCGGCCGCCGGAAGCGACGCUGGCGUUCUACUGCCCGACCGACUACGAGGAUCCUUUCUGGACGCGGCCAAAUCUCCCGUUCGGGUCCAGAGCGCAGCUCGGGGAGUAUGACCUGCUCGAGGGCGUCAGCGCCACUGGCCCCAUCACAGCCUACAAUCCUCCCAAGCGUGCCCUCGGCGGAUGGAUGAGUCCCAGCGACCCGCGCUCGCGCAUCGCGCUCCAUAUGAACUGGACGGGCCGGUCGCUUCGCGUUCUGCUAAACGGCUUGUCACGCCAUGGCCACAGCAUCGGCCACGGCGACCCCACCGACACGCUGCCUGAACCAAGCCCAGAGCAGGUGCGGGCUGUGAGCCCUCUGGCGCAGAUUCGACGCGGCAACUACAAGGUGCCGACCUUUCUCAUCCACGGGACCAAGGACGACCUGAUCCCGUGGCAACAGGCGCUGCGGACGCAUGAGGCACUCCGGCAGGCAAACGUAGAAGCCGAGAUCCGCAUCUUGGACGGCGCGUUGCAUCUUUUCGACAUGUUCCGGACAUACGAGGGCGACAGCAAUGCGAAGGCGGCCGUUCGCGAGGGGUACGAGUUUCUGAGCAAACACGUGCGAUUUUCGCAGUGA